Molecule: messenger RNA, 699 nt
Organism: Chanos chanos (milkfish)
Lineage: Eukaryota; Metazoa; Chordata; Actinopteri; Gonorynchiformes; Chanidae
Gene: arv1
Product: ARV1 fatty acid homeostasis modulator
Exons: 5
Coding region: 1-699 (232 amino acids)
Biological process (GO): sterol metabolic process; regulation of plasma membrane sterol distribution; sphingolipid metabolic process
Cellular component (GO): cortical endoplasmic reticulum; Golgi apparatus
Source: RefSeq, a predicted model, not a curated record
AUGGCUGAAGUACCUUUUAAAUGUAUCGAGUGUAAUAAGGAAGCAUACGAACUUCACCGGGACUAUAGCAACGGGAUUUUGAAGAUCACUAUAUGCGAAUCAUGCAAAAAAACGGUGGACAAAUAUAUCGAAUACGAUCCCGUUAUUAUCCUGAUUGACGCCAUUCUGUGUAAAAUCCAAGCGUUCAGACACAUUCUCUUCAACACAAAAAUCAAUAUCCACUGGAAGCUGUGUGUGUUUUGCCUGCUGUGUGAGGCAUAUUUGCGCUGGUCUCAGCUCCAGGGUGGGGAGCAGAGCAGUGACCCUGCAGACAUCAUCAGAUACACUAAAGAAUGGGACUUCUACAGCAUGUUUGGACUCGCAGCCAUGGAGCUGGGCGUGUUCUGUGCAAGCGUGCUGGCGUUCCUGUGGCUUAGGGAACGGUUACGGGGGGAGGAGCUCCAGUUGUGUUUGUUACUGAAGGCUCUCCUGCUGUCCAGUUAUGGGAAGGUUCUCCUGAUCCCGGCCGUUAUCUGGGAGCACGACUACUCCCCUCUGUGCUUCAAACUAAUCCGUUUGUUUGUCCUUACCUCCAACACUCAGGCCAUACGAGUGAUUCUGAACUGUAGUCGAAGACUGUCCCUCCUGGCUGUGAUCAUUGGCCUGGUAUUGGAAACCGGAGUCACUUACAUUUCACAGCAGCUACACUGGACCUCGUAG